UUUCCACGGUGUCUCACUGUGGGUCUGCCAGGACCUGUGCGGAAGCCUGAGGCUCUGCAACCACCAGCUGAGGAGGCAGAGGAUUGAGAUGGUGGCUCGCGCCACAUGAGCUGCGGUUGGGAGCCGGUGAAGAACCGGGGGCAUUGCCCCUGGAGAGGGGUUAAGAGAGGAGCCAUACUCCAGUAUGGCAGAAGAAAAGAAACUAAAGCUGAGCAACACGGUGUUGCCCUCAGAGUCAAUGAAAGUUGUGGCAGAAUCCAUGGGCAUUGCUCAAAUGCCUGAAGAGACCUGCCAGUUAUUAACAGAUGAAGUUAGUUAUCGUAUCAAGGAGAUUGCACAGGAUGCCCUAAAAUUUAUGCACAUGGGGAAGCGGCAGAAGCUGACAACAAGUGAUAUAGACUAUGCCCUGAAGCUGAAGAAUGUUGAGCCACUGUAUGGAUUCCAUGCCCAGGAAUUCAUCCCAUUUCGUUUUGCCUCCGGUGGGGGCCGGGAACUUUAUUUCUAUGAGGAGAAAGAGGUUGAUCUGAGUGAUAUCAUCAACACUCCCCUACCCCGUGUUCCCCUUGAUGUCUGCCUCAAAGCUCAUUGGCUGAGUAUUGAAGGUUUUCAGCCAGCUAUCCCAGAGAACCCACCUCCAGCCCCCAAAGAACAGCAGAAGGCAGAAGCAACAGAGCCAUUGAAGUCUGCAAAACCAGGACAGGAAGAGGAUGGACCAUUAAAAGGCAAAGGUCAAGGAGCUGCAACAGCUGAUGGUAAAGGGAAAGAAAAGAAGGCUCCACCCCUGCUAGAGGGUGCCCCACUGAGAUUAAAGCCCCGGAGUAUUCAUGAGUUGUCUGUGGAGCAGCAGUUGUACUACAAAGAGAUAACUGAAGCCUGUGUAGGGUCAUGUGAAGCCAAGAGAGCGGAAGCUCUCCAGAGCAUUGCUACAGACCCUGGACUUUAUCAAAUGCUACCACGGUUUAGCACUUUCAUCUCUGAGGGGGUACGUGUGAAUGUAGUUCAGAAUAACUUGGCCCUACUUAUCUACCUGAUGAGAAUGGUGAAGGCUCUGAUGGAUAAUCCAACCCUGUAUUUGGAGAAAUAUGUACAUGAGUUGAUUCCUGCUGUGAUGACUUGCAUUGUGAGUCGACAGCUGUGUCUUCGACCAGAUGUAGAUAAUCACUGGGCACUCCGGGAUUUUGCUGCUCGCCUGGUAGCUCAGAUCUGCAAACAUUUCAGUACAACUACCAACAACAUCCAGUCUCGGAUCACAAAGACCUUUACUAAGAGUUGGGUAGAUGAGAAGACUCCCUGGACAACCCGCUAUGGCUCCAUUGCUGGCCUGGCAGAACUUGGACAUGAUGUGAUUAAAACCCUGAUCCUGCCAAGGCUUCAGCAGGAAGGUGAACGUAUUCGAAGUGUCCUGGAUGGUCCUGUGCUGAGCAACAUUGACAGGAUUGGGGCAGACCAUGUGCAGAGCCUCCUUUUGAAACAUUGUGCCCCAGUGCUGGCAAAGCUUAGACCACCACCAGAUAAUCAGGAUGCUUUUCGGACAGAUUUUGGUUCCCUGGGACCUCUUCUGUGCUCUCAUGUGGUCAAGGCCCGGGCUCAAGCUGCCCUGCAGGCCCAACAGGUUAACAGGACAACACUGACCAUUACUCAGCCCCGGCCUACACUGACGCUGUCUCAGGCCCCCCAGUCAGGCCCUAGAACCACUGGGCUGUUGAAGGUUCCUGGCUCCAUUGCAUUACCUGUUCAAACACUGGUGUCUGCAAGGGCUGCAGCACCACCUCAGCCUUCCCCACCCCCAACCAAGUUCAUAGUCAUGUCAUCUUCUUCUGGUGCCUCAUCUUCACAGCAGGUCCUGUCUCUUAGCACAGCAGCCCCUGGCUCUGGCUCUACCACUACCUCUCCUGUCACCACCACAGUCCCCAGUGUCCAGCCUAUUGUGAAGUUAGUCUCCACUGCAACUGCAGCCCCUCCUAGCACAGCUCCCUCAGGGGCAGGCAGUGUCCAGAAAUACAUUGUUGUAUCUCUUCCACCAUCUGGGGAAGGCAAGGGAGGGCCAACUUCCCAUGCUUCCCCAGCUCCUCCCCCAUCAUCUUCUUCUCCUUCUCCUCUUGGGGGUGGCUCCCUUUCUGGAGGAAAACAGGAUGUUGGGGAUAGCCCCCCUCAAGCUCCUGGUACCCCUAAGGCCAAUGGUUCACAUCCUUCUAGUUCCAGCUCUCCUCAGCCUACCCCCUGAAGGCUUCACACCCUACUCCUAAAAAAUCAUUCUUACAUUCAAAUACAAAUUCUCAUGUUAUAUUACAUUUUGAUUUGGGGAAAGGAGUAAUUUACCUCUUCCCCCUCGACUAUUUCCAGAUAUAUCCCCAUUGUACAGACCCCCUCCCCAAAAUAAAACAGUUCAGUUUGUAACCACAGAUCCACCUGAGUUCUUCUUAAGUCAAGAAAGUGGACUAGAGCCAGACUCUUGUUACCCUUCCAGGACCUAUGUGUCCAGUUUCCAACCCUGCCUCACAAUCUGUUUACCCUUGGUUGUAGGUAGGAAGGCAAUGGUGGUAGGAAUAGUUGGUCAUUCUUCCUUUCCAGAGGCAGGCUGACAUAGUUCUCCCAAUUUGGGUCUCAGAUCCGGAUGACAUAAGUAUCACUGUGGCUUAGGUGUCUCACCCACGUGUGUGGGGAAGUGUUGCCAGGAGUUCCAGGGGCUGUGAGCCGAAGAAACCGAACCUGGAGCCCUGAGCAAGUAUACCGAGGCAGCUCGAAUGAGAGGCUUGCAGGACCUAAGCCCAGAGGAGGGGCUGGGCUUGGGGGGUCAGGAAGUCCAGGGACAUCCAUCUGGGAAGAAGAAAGCAUGGGUAGAGGUGAGGUUUAUGGGAGGGGACAGAGUUUACACACACUGAAGGGAUCAAAGGAACUGGGAAUUGGUUUAUGGAAGUCAAGAAAAGUGUUUGGUGGUCAGUACCUGAAAAAGGCCACAGAGUUGGGAACCUCCCUGUACUCGAGGAAGGUCCCACCGAAGAACUCCUUCACCCAACUCUGCUUUCUGCUCUGGGCUGCUCAAGUCCUGAGAUAAACUAGGAGUUAAAGAGAUAGGAGAGGGUAGAUAAGACCUUGCCACCCCUAAGAGCAGGCUCCAUUACUAAAUUAUCCAUUCCCCACUAUCAAUUUCAUCCUCUACUGUACUUCCCUAGAGAGCACAGUCUAAGUCCCCAGAAGAGUCUAAAGGAAUAUUAGUCUUUCCUAUUCCCCACAACUGACCUGGCCACUCCUCGGGGAAGUGGGAGGUGGAGCUUGACAUGGAGAGCUUGGCUGAAAAGUCAUAGAUGAACAAAGCCAUUAGUAGUUCCAUUCCUCAUUCCCCCACCCUUACUCCUUGCUUAUGCCCCACUGGAUGGGAAGGGUUUGUCCAGGUUGCCCCACCCCCAAGGAAUGAAACAAUUACUUUGAAAAGAGUAACUGGGAGGAUAUGAGGGGAAGCAUAAUUUCGAGGUUGUAGCCUUUAUACCUCAAAGCUAGCACUGUCUUGCUAUCCACAGUUCUCACCUCUUUGGGGGUAGAUCACAACGGAGCUUCAGAUAAACUUGUAGCCUUGGGUAAGGAAUAAAGACAGAAGUGUCAUCCUUUCCCUUAUCUGUUUGUAUUCAGGGUGAGCUUUGGAUCUUGAAUGGGGAGAAAGCUAUGUAGUUCUGAAAAAGCAUCAGUAUCUCUUACCUGCCUGAGCCACGGUCCCACUGCACAGAGGGAAAAAGCCGGAAAGGGAGUGGGGAAGGAAGAUCAUCGGAGAGUUGAUACCGCAUUAUGGUCAGCUGUAAACAUGGAAGCAAUGUCAGCCUGGGCCCUUCUCAUCUUCCCUCAAACCUCCCCACACUUCCUUAUUGUGGAGCACUAGUCCAUCUCAAUCUGACCUCGCCUUGAGGUGGCUGCAGCCUAAGGAUUCGAUGGGAUUCAAACUCAUCCAGGCGAACAGAACCAUGAAAUGAAACUUCGUCCACCCGUACCCCUGGCCCAUACCCUGAAAGAAAAGACAACCCCCCCACUUUGAUAAUAAACAUCUUGCCUAACUGAUAACUUACACUGAAAGAAAAGAAUCUUCUACUAUGCUUGUGCUUUCCUUACUUAGGGAGAUCUGUCUUCAACUGAAUUGGCCCCCCCCUGCUCUGUCCAAAUGCUAAUAGAGUAAGUCCAACACCCCCCCCCCAUUAUAUCUUGUAUUACUAUCCCAAAUGUGUAUAUAGAAAAGGAAGAUCUUUAGUGCCUCACCUCUCAAUUCUGAUUUGCCCACACAGAAUUCCUCAGUUAAGCCAAGUCUCAUUUCUGUCAAAGAAAUGCAUGUUAGUAAUGAAUGAUUAUAUCAUAAGUCCCAGGCUUUCAUAUACCUGACAAGUCUCAAAUUUCUGGUUCUUCCAACAUGCUUAGCUCCCCAUCAGUUCUCUACAUCCUCUUUUAAAUCCCAAGAAAAUGAUCCUUCACACUUCUCACCAGAGCAGCUGGGCAGAAAGCUCUUGAGUCGGAUUUCACCUUGGACAUCCACCUUCAACAGGGAGCCCUACAGUUCAAGGGAAGGAAGAGGAAAAAUAAAAAUACUCAUAAUUGUCCUCAUGUCCCUGGAUACAAAGUUUUCUCCCAAGGGUCCUAAAUAGGAAUUUUGCACUAAGAAUGGAACAAUGGAAAUACAGAAGACAUAAAAAUGUAAGGGGAGAUCUUUUCCCUUUCCAUCAGUGUCACUAGUGACAGGGGAAUAGGGUCUUUUUCCAUUUGCUGAUUCAACACUACAGGACGGUCCCAGAUUUCAGACAAGGACAUGAAAGUGCAGUGUUCUGGGAACUUUGGAGUGACAGUGAAUACUUGAAACUGAGCUUCUAGGUGGGCAAAUGGGUAUGGAUGACCAUGAGUUGGCCAUAAAAACUACAAAGAACAAAGAUUAAGGUUCUUGCUUCCAGAAUUUGUUAAAGGCAAAAGAAAUUUUGCAGUGACCAGAACACAAUGUAAAUUAUAUUUGCCUUUUUGCUACAACAGGUACAUGCAAAUGCUGAUUGGUCCUCCAAGAAGAGAGGGUAAAAGGGCUGUAGGAAUGCCUUUCUACUCUCUAGGUAACUUGGGAAAAUGUUCAUUUCUUUAAAAAAAAAAAAAAAGGAAUCCUCAUCUGUCUCCCAGGUGUGAAGUGUAGGAGAUGAUACUGUGGAGGAGUGGAAGGGCCAUUGAAUACAAAAUAUUGAACAGGUAUGAAGCUUUUCCCAGAUCUAGUAAAGCUUUCUUGUCAGUCCUGUACCCUUUUCUUCACUCAUGUCAAACACCCUAAUUCAGGCCAUCACUUCUUACCUAGACUAUUGUACUUGUCUUAACAUUCUCCUUGCCUCAAAUCUCCCUCUUACAUAUAAGUUUUUUGUUGGGCUUUUCAGGCCUAUUCACUGUCUGGCUCCAGCUGACUUCUGAGACUUUGGUAAUAUCUUCCUCCAUGCACUUUGUGGUACAACUAAGCUGGAUUAUUUGCUGUCCUUCAUACACAGCAUCAAUCUCCCACUUCCAUGCCUUUGCACAGGGUGUUACCCUAUGUUAGAUGCACUCCUAACCCUUCUACUUUCUUAGAAGUGCUAACUUCUGAGGCCUUUCUAAAUUUCUUUAUAGAUGCCAGUGAUCCUUCCCCCCAAAAAAUGUCUUAUAUUUGCUUUGUAUAUGUAUUUUUUGUAUGUAUUUAUGUGUAUAUGUUGUCUCCAACAGAAUGUAAAUUUUUUAAGGAAAGAGACCGUUUCAUUUUUGUCUUUGUAUCCCUAUGCCUGGCACAUAGUAGGCAUUUAAUAAAUGCUUGUUGUGUUUGAA
This is a messenger RNA of Monodelphis domestica (gray short-tailed opossum), 5799 nucleotides long. The record is from RefSeq and is a predicted model, not a curated record. Lineage: Eukaryota; Metazoa; Chordata; Mammalia; Didelphimorphia; Didelphidae.